AUGGCUCAGUCUGGAGACUUUCCAUCAAUAUAUGCAUUGAAACCAUGGACUGCCUUCGAAGAAUCUGAAUGUGAUUCUUAUUAUAUCGCGCCAGAUUAUUCUUAUGGCCUUAAAUAUAAUUAUAAGACUAUUGUAAUUCCAAAAGGUAAAAACGCAUGUGUUGAAGGAAGCUUUAUAUUAGCCUCAAAAUCAAAUUAUAAAGUUAUCUCAAAAAUUCCAGAAAAUUCAUCAAAAGGAUAUACAUGGAAGAAAAUCGAGUAUGAUAAUGCUCUUGCAGCUUUAGGAGCGGUGGAUUUCAAAGUUGAUGAUGAUUCAAUCGUGGGCUAUCAUUUAAUUUACAGAAAACCCGUUACAAAAAUUAUUCCAAAUGAUCAAAAUUCAGAAACAAAGGUUCAAAUUUUAGGCGUUAAUCCUUCAUAUUACAUUGAUUUAACACUAAAUGUGCUUGAUUCUAAAUAUCAUUUUAAGUUAGGAUAUAAAACCGAGGUCUCUUCAAAACCAGAGGACUCUUUUAAUGUAUAUAUAAACUGGAAAAUAAACGAUGCCUCGCAAAAAGGUGGAGAUAUUGAAGAAGUUAUCGUGAAUGGAAUUGCAUUUUACAAUAAAGAGAGAGAAUUUUCCUAUGAAAGAAGUAAAUACGCUGGAUUUACUUCAUCACUGGAAUGGAAGGAUCAAACAGCAAUGGAAGGAAUAAUCGGAAAAGCCAAAACUGCGAUAUUUUAUGCCUGGCUCAAUCUUAAAGAAUUAGGAACAGAUCCUCCAUCAAAACCAAAGUCUGAAUAUAACCUUGAUAAUAAAAUUAGCUUCAAACUGACAUCCAGUGCAAGUGCAGAUGAUGAAGAAGAAGAAACCGAAUUCUUCUUCCCUGAAUUUCAUGCGUCAUUGUCAACAGAGGGUGGCGUUUUCGAUAAAGACAAUAUUGAUCAAAAAUUCCCUGGAGAUAAAAGCAAAUUCCCUGUUUGGGCAAUUGUUGUUAUUGUUAUUGUCGUCAUUCUUGUUGUUGCAGCCAUUGUUGGUGUUUGCGUCUAUUUCUUCGUUAUCAAACCAAAGAAGGUUGGUGCAAGCCCAUCUGAUGGUGGUAAUGAACAAAAGGAACCAAAUAAUUAA
Molecule: messenger RNA, 1107 nt
Organism: Trichomonas vaginalis G3
Lineage: Eukaryota; Parabasalia; Trichomonadida; Trichomonadidae
Product: glycoprotein 38 family
Exons: 1
Coding region: 1-1107 (368 amino acids)
Source: RefSeq, a predicted model, not a curated record